GUUCUCGAAGACGUAAACCUGCCAGCUCCCUCCCCAACCCCUGGAAACGCUCUGGUAGUCUCCGCCGCGGGAGAGGCGGAGAUGGAGAACGCGGUGGUGCUCCGGGAGUGGUUCGACCGCGUCGACGCCGCCGGCACCGGCAACAUCACGGCUCCUCAGCUCCAGAGCGCGCUGGCCGUGGGCAACCUCGACUUCCCCCUCUCCGUCGUGCAGCAGAUGAUCAGGAUGUACGACUUUGAUCGGAACGGCACCAUGAGCUUCGAAGAGUUCUUGGCUCUUAACAAGUUCCUUCAGAAGGUGCAGACUGUUUUCUCCUCCCUAGAAAGGGGCCGUGGAUUUCUCAGCCUUGAGGAUGUGUAUGAGGCGUUAAUCAAACUCGGUUUCUCUUUGGAUUCACCUGCCUUUUACACUGUCUGUGAGAGCUUCGACAAGAGCAAGAAGGGGAUGGUUCGUUUGGAUGAGUUCAUAUCGAUCUUCAUCUUUGUGCAGUCAGCUCGUAACUUGUUCAGCUCAUUUGACACAACCAAGCAAGGGAAAGUGACUUUGGAUUUCAACCAGUUCGUCUACUGCACGGCAAACUGCAGGAUAUAGCUGUAUUACCUGAAACCUGUACAUGGAAGACCAAAAAAGAAAUGCCACCCAUCACCGGAACCACAUGCCGGAGAAUGUUCUGGUGGCACAUACAUUUGGAAGUCCCAAAUUCCAAGUCAUCAUUUGGUUUAUAUUCGUAGUGCUCAUCAGAUAUUGUGUGAUUUUAAUACCAUCCAGGGCUGUACACACACACACACACACACACAACGAAAAUGAGAGCAUGCUUAUGCAUGACUGUAUGCUUUGUGAUUCUGCAUCUAGAAGCCCAGGAAGUGUACCAUGUUUGGAUUAUUAUUCUCCCACUUUUUUGCUCCCCCUAUUCUGCAUGAACUCCAGGGAGAGUUGACAGACCAUUGGUUCCUCCAUGAUGUGAUCACUUACUUGAAACGAUGACUUGAACCAUUAUUAUUUU
Molecule: messenger RNA, 1003 nt
Organism: Triticum dicoccoides
Lineage: Eukaryota; Viridiplantae; Streptophyta; Magnoliopsida; Poales; Poaceae
Product: sorcin-like
Exons: 10
Coding region: 82-591 (169 amino acids)
Molecular function (GO): calcium ion binding
Source: RefSeq, a predicted model, not a curated record